CCCUUUUUAUAAAUAUUAUGUUUUAUUUUCAUAAUGAUAAUUGUUUAGUUUUUGAUCCGCACCAAAACAAAAAAUUGUGAUAAAUCAUGUCAUCAUCAUCAAGACGUUUCGAAGAUCUUAAAGAUGAAGUAAUUUCAUUGAAAGAAAAAAUACGAAUUCAUCGUCGUCGUAAUGCAAAUGAACUUACAAUUAAUAAAUUAUUUAUCGAUGGUGAUCGUUUGAUUGAAAUGAUACGAAAUGAAGUAACAAAAUGUCCACCACAAGUACAAUCCGAAAUGAAUGGUCGUUUUUAUGCAUUGAUGAAUGAAUGGAAUGCAUUUAAAAAAACUACAUUAACUAAAAAUCCACGAUCGACUGUGACAAAUAUAUUUGGUCAAGGUUCAAACGUAUCGGAUGGAACACAACGACAAAUUUUAGCACAAGGAAUUGAAUCAUUAGAACAAACAUCACGAUCAUUACAACGAGCCGAAAUGGUUGCAAGAGAAACCGAAGAAAUCGGUACAAAUAUUGUUGAUGAAUUGGGUAAUCAACGUGAAUCAUUAUUACGAACAAGACAAACAUUGGAUACAAAUCGUGAAAAUCUUAAACGAAGUCAUCGAUUAUUACGUACAAUCAAUACAACAUUAAUAACAAACAAAUGCCUUUUAAUAGUUAUUAUUUUAAUGGAAAUUGCAAUACUUUUAUCCAUAAUUACCUAUAGGUUUAUUCUUCCACAUAAAAAAUAAUUUUUGUUUCUUUUUUUGAACAAAUAUUUUUUCUUCUAAUUCCGUCCUUGUUCAAAACAAUAACAACAACAACAAAUUCCAUCGUCGGGGCACAAACUCAGGUUCAGGUUCAUCACUUAAAUAUGAUUGAUUUU
This is a messenger RNA of Dermatophagoides pteronyssinus (European house dust mite), 859 nucleotides long. Its product is annotated as vesicle transport through interaction with t-SNAREs homolog 1A-like. Lineage: Eukaryota; Metazoa; Arthropoda; Arachnida; Sarcoptiformes; Pyroglyphidae. Gene Ontology annotation, molecular function: SNARE binding; SNAP receptor activity. The record is from RefSeq and is a predicted model, not a curated record. Gene Ontology annotation, biological process: vesicle fusion. Gene Ontology annotation, cellular component: SNARE complex; endoplasmic reticulum membrane; late endosome membrane.